This is a messenger RNA of Lachnellula hyalina, 1164 nucleotides long. RefSeq names its product putative 2-oxoglutarate-dependent dioxygenase. The coding region runs from base 1 to 1164 and encodes 387 amino acids. NCBI's taxonomy places the organism in Eukaryota, Fungi, Ascomycota, Leotiomycetes, Helotiales, Lachnaceae. The transcript is spliced from 3 exons. The record is from RefSeq and is a predicted model, not a curated record.
AUGUCUUUCGACUCCAUACCCAUAUUAGAUCUCUCCUUAGCCAAGGACCCAGCCACAAAGCCCGAGUUCCUAAAUCAGCUCCGACACGCUCUCCUCGAAGUGGGCUUCUUGUACCUCAAAAAUGUAGGAAUAUCAGAAGAGCUCACACAAGCUGUCAUCAAGGAGGGAGUUUCCUUCUUCGAUUUACCCAUGGAAGAAAAACUCAAAGUCGAAAUGAAGAACGCGCCAUCAUUCCUGGGCUACUCACGUCUCGAUGCAGAAAUAACGGCACAUACAAUCGACCAUAGAGAGCAAAUUGAUCUCUCGACCGAUCAUGCAGUUCGUACCCCUUCUCAGCCACUGUACAGAAAUCUCUUUGCACCUACACAAUGGCCAUCCGCUUCAUACAUGCCGAAUUUCAAGCCUGUCUUCAGCGAAUACAUAACGCAGAUGGGAGCAAUAUCUAUCUUCUUCACGUCCCUGAUUGCUGAAGCUAUCGGGCUGAAGCCAAACGCGUUCAACAAGUAUUUCGAUGCGGACCAGCAGCAUAAGUUGAAGAUUGUGAAGUAUCCCGAUUUGAAGGAGUUGGGGCUGGAAGGUGUGCAGGGGCAAGGAGUUGGACCUCAUAAAGAUAGCAUGUUUACGUCUUACCUGCUGCAGGUCACGAAGCAUAGGGGUCUACAGGUGCAGAAUUUGAGUGGUGAGUGGAUUGAUUGUCCGCCGAUUGAUGGUACGCUUGUGGUUGCUGUUGGACAGGGAAUGGAGGCUCUAACGCAAGGCGUGUGCAUGAGUACUACUCAUAGAGUGUUGUCUCCCGCUCGGGGGUCAGGGGCUAGGUUCAGCGUUCCUUUUUUUCAGGGCGGGGGUGUUGGGAGGGUGCCGGAGGAGGUCAGGGAGAUGAGGAGGAGGGUUGUGGCGAGGAAUGGGGGACGGCUGGAUGAUGUUGAGUUUACGUUUAGUGGUGGAAGGGGAGCGAGAACGCUGGGCGAGGCAACGUUAAAGAAUCGUAUUAAGAGCCAUCCGGAUGUUGGAGAAAGGUGGUAUCCGGACAUCCUAGCUGAGAUUAGAGCGCAACAGGAGAGGGAGAAAGAGGAUGCGGAAAAAAAGGUAGCCUUUGUGACAAGCCCUGCUCACAGUGGUACACCAGUUUCAGGAGAAUUAGGAAAGGCUGUAGAAGCGCACUGA